ACAGAUCAUGUUAUCGCGUUAUAAAUAUAGCAUAUUAGUACAUCUGGAAGGCUAGUCACGCUGUGAGGUUCAAACAGGUCUGACUGGCCAUGAGCUAUGCUGCUGCUAUAAACAACCCCAGUGUCCCAAAUUGAAUAACUGCAGAGCGCACUCGGGAGCUCUGGACACUCGUGUUCUUUAGUAGUUGGAGAAGCUUAAUGUUGACAGUAUGGGGCAUCAGGUGAUAAUAUUUGACUUUUCUCUCAUAAGAGGACUGUGGGAAACUCGAGUCAAGAAGAACAAAGAACGUCAGAGAAAAGAGAAAGAAAGAUUAGAAAAAAGCUCAUUGGAGAAGAUAAAGCAGGAAUGGAAUUUCAUACUAGAGUGCCGGAAGAAAGGCAUUCCUCAAUCAAAAUAUCUCAAGAAUGGCUUUGUAAACACCGAUGAGAAGAUCUUGGACACUUAUGGAAAGACUCCUCAGCUCCGGAAGAGGCAUACUUUGUCAGAUGAAGCAAAUAAGGAAAGAAACAAGUUUAUUUUUCAGCUUUCUGGAGAGCAGUGGAUGGAAUUCCCAGAUUCUCUGAAAGAACAGACCUAUCUGAAAGAAUGGCAUGUGUGCAAUACAUUGAUACAAACCAUUCCAGCCUACAUUGCAUUGUUUCAAGAUCUGAGAGUACUGGAUUUGUCAAAAAAUCAAAUCAACCAUCUCCCAGUGGAAAUUGGCCGCUUAAAAAAACUCAAAGUGCUCAAUGUGAGUUUCAAUAAUUUGAAGUCAAUCCCUCCAGAAUUGGGUGAUUGUGAGAAUCUGGAAAAACUGGAUUUAUCUGGAAAUAUGGAAAUAAGAGAGCUCCCAUUUGAACUAAGUAACCUGAAACAAGUCACAGUUGUGGACGUGUCAGCAAACAAGUUCCAUUCUAUUCCAAUCUGUGUACUCCGGAUGUCUAAUUUGCAGUGGCUGGAUAUUAGCAGCAACAACCUGAAAGAUCUCCCAGAAGACAUAGACAGGUUAGAUCAACUGCAGACGCUUCUUCUACAGAAAAACAAGUUGACUUACCUUCCACGAGCUCUGGUCAACAUGCCAAACCUCAGUUUGCUAGUUGUCAGUGGCGAUGACCUGGUUGAGAUACCUACAGCUGUCUGUGAGUCAACCACAGGAUUAAAAUUUGUAAGCCUCAGGGACAGCCCAGUUGAAACUAUUGUAUGUGAAGACACAGAAGAAAUUAUAGAAAGUGAACGUGAAAGGGAGCAAAUUGAGAAAGAGUUUAUGAAGGCAUACAUUGAAGACCUAAAGGAAAGGGAUUCUACUCCUUCCUACACUACAAAAGUAUUACUCAGUCUUCAGCUCUGAAGAUCAAAAAUCUCUACAGCACUAAUGAAUAUCAGAAUAACUCUAUUUUUAUCCACCUGAAUAGAAAACACUGGAAACCAUGGAUGGCCAGAAGCACUUCAAAAUUGUCACGAUUUUUUUAUUUGUUACUGUAGUAGCUCCCAGUAACUACACAUAAAACAAAAAGCAGUAGAGCCUUCAUAAGAUGCUGUUUCACCUUUUAAAUCAAUGUAUUUAUUUUCAAGUCCACAACAACAGCCACUAAUUUAUAUAUAGACCUGGUGAAAGUAAAUAGUCACUGUAAUAAAGUAUACACAGGCAAAGGUGCCCUUAGGAUGCAGACAUUGUACGUUGUAAUUGAAACAGUGGAACAUAAAUCAUCAUCUUAAAAAGAGAAUUGAUUUUAUAAGAGGGGAAGGAUUAAUUUAGAAAAUGAAUGUGACCUAUUGUAUUCUUAAGACCAAAUAACACAUUUAGUUCUUUACAAUAUUUAAAGCAUGAACACAUACAUAGUUGUUUGCAUUUACUUUCUGUCUUCAAAGAAAUUGCUCUCGGGAUUUUCAGUUUAGAUAAGUUUCAACAACUUUAUAUAUAGAAACUGUAGCAAUUCUGCUGCUUUAUUCAAGCAUAUUAUAAGCUUUUACCUGUUUGCAAAUUCAAGUACCAACGUGACUGAAACUUCUGUGCUAAGCGGUCUUACAAUAUAGGAGUGUAUUAAAUAAGAUUUUAAGGACUAAGCAGCGUGAACAAAUACUAUCAGCAAAAUGAUCAUAAAGGUUUUCUACUAAUGGUUUCAGAUUACAGGAUUUUGUGGACAUUUAUUGGAAUUUUCAAAGUUGUAUAAGAAUGAGUUUGCUCGAUAAAAAGUUAUGUUGCUUGCUAUUUAAUAAUCUGUUUAUAUACAAUUAUGUAAGUGUAUAUACUGUAGAGUUUCAGCAAUCUAGAUUUAUAUAUAUUUUUUGUUUAAUAAAUCAAUACUUUUUAAUCUAAAAAGACUUGAGACUUUGAGAAUUUAGACUCAAAUUAGACUCAGAUUAGACAAUUUAAAUAGUCCGAAACUUACGAGUGCAGGUAGAGGAAAUUACAUUUACAUCUUGCUUUAUUAUUAUAGAUGAGCUAUAUCCAGUUUUGCACAGUAGUGACAGUCAUAUUUAAAAAGCAAAGCAACAAAGGAUGUGCUCCUCAAGACUUCCAUAUAAAAGAACAUUGCUUUUGAUGUUUUCUUUCCUUUUUAGCAUUCACUCUUUUGAAAGAAGAGAAUUUGUAAAUACUAGAUGUGUUAUUUAUUCCAGUCACAAACUCCUGCAGUUAUAUUACUAUCCAAAACGAAACCUUCUCGAGUUGGUCUCUAGGUGUUACUGCUGGUUUUAAGCAAGUCCUGGAACAAAGAGAAAGUUUUAAAAAACUCCAAGAAAACUUGACAUUGAUCUGAAACAGAAUAAUGGAAGAUCUGAUUUUUUUUUUAAUUACAAAGAUAUUGAAAUAUGAUAAAAUAGUGGCAAUCAAAGUGGGCUUAGAGAAAUCAGACUAUCUGAAACUACUCUACCAAACUUUCUUUUAGUGAAAUUAUACAUUUUGUUGAUUAGGUAUUGAUAUCGAUGCAAUAAACUCCUAUAAGACAUCA
Messenger RNA from Aquila chrysaetos chrysaetos, 2930 nucleotides. It is a transcript of the gene LRRC2, whose product is annotated as leucine rich repeat containing 2. The record is from RefSeq and is a predicted model, not a curated record. Gene Ontology annotation, molecular function: protein binding. The transcript has 9 exons. Lineage: Eukaryota; Metazoa; Chordata; Aves; Accipitriformes; Accipitridae. The coding region runs from base 209 to 1327 and encodes 372 amino acids.